UAGACAGAAUCAGAAGUGUUGCAGUGCACCGUCGGCUUUCUCGUUCUCGGCCUUCCCUUGUCCGCGAAAGGAAAAUGCGGAAAAAUUAGAAAUUUGAGUGAGGAGUAAGAAACCCAACAUGGAAAUCAAUACUGAUGCUGUGAUACUCCUAACAAGCAGUGAAGAUGAUGAAGCAGCGAAUGAUGACAAGGAGAAGAGGAUAGCUGAGCAUUCUGAUAUCCAUGGCUUUGAGUACCUCAAAGACAUAAUUGAAGCUCGAGCUUCCAUGAGAAGGAAGAAGAGAAAGAAGAAGAAUAAGAAGAAAUGCAACCAAAACGCAGCAUUUCAAUCCCAAGAUCAAGUCAGAGUUGAUUCCGCAACAGAAGAACAGCAAUCUGGACAAGCAAAAGCUAUGGAGAUAAAGGAGGUGACAGAAACAGAAUCAGUGUUUCCACCUGGAAAUGCUGUGUCCCAAGAGAUUACUAAGGGAGAAAUGCAAGCUGAUGUAUCUGAAGCUGUGAAAACAACAAUAGUUCCAGAGACAAAAUCAGAUUCAAUAUCAAGACAAAAUUCUCGACAGAAGAUUUUUGAACAACUGGUGCAUGAGAUAACAAUACCAACUCUUCAGGUUACUCUAUCUCCCUCAAGAAAAGAAGAAAUAAAAUCACUAAAGGAAAUAGUUAGCAGUCCAAUACUUGAGGUCUCUCCAUCUCCACUACAUGAAAAAGCUUCAACCAUACAGACGACUACUCCGAUAAUUGAUGCAUCUGAACCACUGGCAGAAGCUGGACAACCGCAAACUAUGACAAGUAACCAACAGGCUAGCAAAAGACGUCGUCUAACUUUUCCCAAAAUUAGACCCCUUCCAGUGGCUCAAACCCCACCGAAUGCCCUUCCCUCCAACACAACGGAAUCAUCAAUAUCAGCUCAAAAAUUUUCAAAUAUGCAAAUGUUGUCCAAGAACUUGCUUGCUGAGCUAUCCAGCAGGGCCAAGAUCUUGAACUCUCCAUUAAACAAUGAAUGCACCGUCAGUGUAGUUCUUGGCUCUGACAUUUUACAACAACAAAGGAAAGUAAUGGCUACUUUCCUUAAUAUGUCGUUGGAGGAUAUAUACCAUGCGGAGGCCUUUGACAAUGUUGAGAGGACUGCUCUCGGACUUAUCCAACUCACUUCUAAUCCACUCGAGAGAUCAAACCUAGAGGACGUAAUUUCUCUCUUGGCACAGUUCAAAGAGGAUGUACCAAAUGCUGUAUCAUUGGCAGAGGCUGCUAGGGCCCAAAGGACAUCUCUCCCAGAGAAAACCAAAAUUCUUGAUACAAAAUUGGAUCAAUACCAAGAGCAACUCGGUUCCUUGGAAGCUGAAUUCUCUAAACUUGAAUCUGCAGCAGCUGAAAUAGAUGCUCAGAUCCAACUUUUAAUCACCAAAAAGGAGGAGCUGCUUCUUCAAAGGAACUCAGUUGCGUUGAACUUGGAAAAGACGAAUCAAGAAGCAUCUAGAGCUCUGGAAGAGUGGAGAAGCUUGGAAAAGGAAAUCAAAGAAGCGGAUGAUAAUUGGGUUCGAGCCGAUCAGAUGCUUGUUCAAUACAAUGGUGAUUGGAAGCACUUUGGAAAGAACUUUAGCCUGUAGAAAUAUUUGAGUAGUCUACUUCAGCCAGGUCAUGUAUUUUACUAUCCUUAUUAUGUGAAGCUGAACUUGUAGUAGCAAUUAUGUUGAAUGGAAAUAUAGUUUCCAUUUUUAUUUUACUAUAAUGAAAUGAAAGUAGUUGAACUUC
Molecule: messenger RNA, 1751 nt
Organism: Manihot esculenta (cassava)
Lineage: Eukaryota; Viridiplantae; Streptophyta; Magnoliopsida; Malpighiales; Euphorbiaceae
Exons: 5
Coding region: 119-1606 (495 amino acids)
Source: RefSeq, a predicted model, not a curated record